Molecule: messenger RNA, 1083 nt
Organism: Osmerus eperlanus (European smelt)
Lineage: Eukaryota; Metazoa; Chordata; Actinopteri; Osmeriformes; Osmeridae
Gene: tomm20a
Product: translocase of outer mitochondrial membrane 20
Exons: 5
Coding region: 104-538 (144 amino acids)
Biological process (GO): intracellular protein transport; tRNA import into mitochondrion; protein import into mitochondrial matrix
Cellular component (GO): mitochondrial outer membrane translocase complex; mitochondrial outer membrane
Molecular function (GO): transmembrane protein transporter activity
Source: RefSeq, a predicted model, not a curated record
GUCAGCAUGCUACCAUGCGCUUCUUUAACCAGACCAGCUAGCCUCUCUUCGCUAGGCACACUAGCUAGUGAGCAGCAGGUUUAGCUCACGUCCUCUUGAGAUUAUGGGCAGCAGAACCAGCACAGUAGCAGCUGGAGUGUGUGGAGCAUUGUUCAUAGGAUAUUGUAUAUAUUUUGACAGAAAACGACGGAGUGAUCCGAACUUCAAGAAAAAACUGCGGGAACGGAGGAAGAAUAAGGUUUGUCAAGAACAAUCUGGACUGGCAAAGUUACCUGAUCUGAAAGAUGCAGAGGCUGUACAGAAAUUCUUCUUGGAGGAAAUCCAGCUCGGAGAGGAACUUCUUGCACAAGGUGACUAUGAGAAGGGAGUAGACCACCUGACCAAUGCCAUCGCCGUGUGUGGACAGCCCCAGCAGCUCCUCCAGGUGCUGCAGCAGACGCUGCCCCCACCUGUCUUCCAGAUGCUGCUCACCAAACUGCCCACCAUCAGCCAGAGACUCGUGAGUGCUCAGAGUUUGGCGGAAGAUGACAUCGAGUGAAUGAGGUGUUUGUGUCUUACAUUGGGGUGUGUUUGUGUGGCUAUCGGACAACAGAUGCAGGCCCGUCUCCCAGCAGUGUACUUAGCACCGCUGAGUCACCUGCUGUGCUCUCUGGAGCCUGUUACGUUUCCUGUUACUGUAGCCUUGUUACCCCUCUCAUCGGACCAAUCUGGGAACAUUCUGGUUCCUAUCCUUUAUAUUUCUGUGUCUGUCUGAAGUCAAAUCAUAUCAAUCAUAGAUGAACGUGUCCCACAAUGCUGAACAAAUGUAUUAUUUAUUCAUUGUUUCAUCUGUCUUAUAUGAUAUACAAAUAAUGCUCAGCAUACCUAAUUUAUACCAAUAUGCAAACUAAAUGUCAUUUUGGAUUGCUCUAGAUAGGACGGUCAAAUCUGCAUUCAUGAAAAUGUGGUAGGAGGGGUGAACUGAAUGUUUAUUUUAUAAGAUGUCAAAGGAAUGAAAAGUGAGUUAUUUUUUUUGUAUUCCAAUCCUACAUAUCUAAAGUAAUUCUUUCCUUAAUUCCAUGGAAUAAAAUGAGAAUUCUCUUA